AUGUUUGCGGUGCAAAUGAACGUAUCAAUUAUCUUGAAUAUCAUUCUGGAACAAUAUUUCGACUAUCAACGGUGUUUGAUGAUAGUAAAGGACCAAGAGAGCAACUUAACCUACAAAGGAAAACACCAAAUAGUCGAAAUCUCGAUAGACGACAAUUUUUAUUACAAUUCCAGCCUUAUAGAUGAAAUUAUCCACAAGUUUGAAUUUGGUUGCGGAGGAUUUGUUAUAGAUACCGAAAAACCUGCCGAAAUGUUCGAAUAUAUAGAGGAACAAAUAAGACUGAGUUUCGUAAGGUACAAUAGGAGAAGGUACAUCAUCAACGUUAGGAAAAAUAUUGAAAAUUUCAAAGAAAUGUUUGGUAAUGUUCCCGGUCUUCGUUUCGUCUCUGAUUUGCUUUUUCUUGUCGAGUUGAAUUCGCAUAAAUUUCAACUUUGGUCGUUUGACUUCUUGGGCGAUGAAGAUUCAAUCAGAUUCAAACUGGUGGAUACUUGGAUGACCAAAAAUAACGCUUUUCGCCAUGGGAAUAAUCUUUAUCCUGACAAAUUUCAGAAUCAACAUGGAAGGGUCUUGAGAUUGGCAUGUUUUUAUUACCCGCCUUAUACGAAUUGUGGAAAUCAAACUCAAAUCAUAGGAUACUUCGGAACAGAAUUGGUUCUAGCCAUCGAAUUUGCCAAACUGCACAAUAUGACACCAAAAUUCGUAUACAACAAGAUAGAAAAAGAGUUAUGGGGCACACUUCACCCCAAUUGGACAGGACUUGGACUCAUGGGAAUAGCAGUGAGAGACGAAGCAGAUAUAGCGUUUACUGCCUUUUUCAUUUGGGAAUUUGUCAACCAAUAUCUGGAUAUGACGAUACCUUACCUAAGGAGUGGAAUCACUUGUCUGGUUCCAAAACCAGACAUACUGGAUGGAUGGGUUACCCCGUUAUUAUCCUUCCAAGUUUCGCUGUGGAUUUUUGUCAUCCUCAACUUUGUGCUGAAUUCAUUUUCGAUAUUUUUUUUAGUCUUUACCUACACACGACUCGAACUAAUCUUCUUAUAUUUCAGAAACACAGGUUCAACCAAUAGUUCAUACAAUCUUCUCGAUUCUUUUUGGAUAAUGUUGAAGAUUUCUUUGGGUCAAACUCAUCAGAGUAACAAUAACUCAUCUAGAAUUUUAUUUUCAAUAUUAUUUCUCGCUUAUUUGAUAUUGAAUUCCACUUAUUUUUGUGGUUUAGCAAGCAUCAUGACAAUACCAAGGUAUGAAGAUCCUAUAGAUAGUCUUACAAGUUUGGCAAACUCGGACGUUGAAAUACGAGGUAUUUUCGAAGACUGGGUACUGUCGAUCAAAGAAAUACAUGAAGAGCCGUAUACUCAAAUUGUUGAACGUUAUAAAGCAGCUCCAAAAGACGAGCUGAGGGAGCUUUCGAAACAAGAUGAUUACGCCUUUUUUUUGGAACGUCUAUCUUAUAAUAAUUAUGGUAUAAACGAUUUCAUUAAAGAUGAUGUGAUAGAAAAUUACCAUUUAAUGAAAGGAGAUGUAUAUUGGGAAUACACGGAAUUUUUUCUAAGGAAAAGCUCUGUGCUAGCACCAAGAUUCGAUAUGUUCAUUCUGCACGUAUUGCAAUCAGGAUUACCAUCAUAUUGGCAGAAAAAGGCUGUAAAUCAUUUCAUGGAUUCCAGAGUCCAAAAAAUUGCUACUAUGAUGGAAAACGCUUUGAUAAGGCAAGAUGAAGUAGUCAAAUUGAAGUUUUCUCAUGUAGAAGGUUGUUUCGGUUUCUUAUUCAUGGGCUACUUUUUAUCCGCUACAGCUCUCAUAAUUGAAAGACUUAUGCAUUACAAUCGAGGAAGUAAAAAAGUAUUGUUUUAAGUAA
Molecule: messenger RNA, 1852 nt
Organism: Harmonia axyridis
Lineage: Eukaryota; Metazoa; Arthropoda; Insecta; Coleoptera; Coccinellidae
Exons: 9
Coding region: 1-1848 (615 amino acids)
Cellular component (GO): membrane
Molecular function (GO): ligand-gated monoatomic ion channel activity
Source: RefSeq, a predicted model, not a curated record